Messenger RNA from Manihot esculenta (cassava), 847 nucleotides. Its product is annotated as transcription initiation factor TFIID subunit 9. Gene Ontology annotation, molecular function: RNA polymerase II general transcription initiation factor activity; transcription coactivator activity; protein heterodimerization activity. The record is from RefSeq and is a predicted model, not a curated record. The transcript is spliced from 3 exons. Bases 141 to 671 code for a protein of 176 amino acids. Gene Ontology annotation, biological process: DNA-templated transcription initiation; RNA polymerase II preinitiation complex assembly. Gene Ontology annotation, cellular component: transcription factor TFIID complex; SAGA complex. NCBI's taxonomy places the organism in Eukaryota, Viridiplantae, Streptophyta, Magnoliopsida, Malpighiales, Euphorbiaceae.
AACAAAUACAACUUUUAAUAUAUGCCGUUUAGGAUGGUCACCGUGCUUUUACGAGGCUGGGUCUGGCACCCGCCUUUCUAAUUUUACUGCACCAGAGCUGUCAACUCUCCGAUUUAUGAUUAAAUUCCCAGUUUCAAAGAAUGGCAGAGGGAGAAGAGGACUUGCCUAGAGAUGCAAAGAUAGUCAAAUCCCUGCUGAAAUCAAUGGGUAUAGAGGACUAUGAACCUCGUGUUAUACACCAGUUUCUGGAGCUGUGGUAUCGUUAUGCUGUUGAUGUGUUGACAGAUGCACAGAUUUACUCUGAGCAUGCUGGCAAAUCUGCAGUCGAUUGUGAUGAUGUCAAGCUUGCUAUUCAAUCAAAAGUAAAUUUCAGCUUCUCACAACCACCACCAAGAGAGGUUUUACUGGAAUUGGCUAGAAACAGGAACAAAAUCCCACUUCCCAAGACAAUAGCUGGACCUGGUAUUCCACUCCCACCGGAGCAGGACAUCUUGAUUAGCCCAAACUACCAACUUGCUAUCCCAAACAAGCGGCCUGCCCAGGCGGUAGAAGAAACAGAGGAGGAUGAAGCAAGUGCUGAUCUCAACCCAUCACAAGAACCAAAGGCAGAUGUUCCACAACAUAAUACCCCUCAAAGAGUAUCUUUCCCUCUUAACAAACGUCCCAAGUAAGAAUUUUACGUCCCAAGGAACCAACGGGUGUAUCAAUUUAGAAGGAAAAAGGAGACUACUUGGUGUUUGGUGCUCUCUUUUUCUUAUCUGACCGCCCCAAGUGUAUUUAAUCACAUUCGGUUGUGUUAUUUUUAGUUUCCCAUUACUUUUAUGCAAAAACUACUUUUUCUUGGUCU